AUGGCCACAACUGCGACGAAUGGCGAUGCCGCCGCUGCUCUCGACAGUCUGAAACCUCCUACCGGGGUUGUCCUUCCCCCGCGCGAAAUUCGCAACGUUCUCGAAAAGACGGCCGGAUAUGUCGCCCGAAACGGCCUGGUUUUCGAAGACAGGAUUCGCGACAAAGAGCGCUCCAACCCCAAGUUCAGCUUUCUCAACAACGCCGAUGCCUACCACGCUUAUUACCAAUGGCGACUCGACGAAAUCAAGGCCGGUCGCGGCACCGCCAUAGCCGCUGGACGCGCGAACGAAGCCGCUGCCCCCGCCGAGCAGAAGCCACAGGGCCCUCCCAAACCCCCCGAUUUCCAAUUUUCCGCCCGCAUGCCUAGAAUCAACCAAAAAGAUCUGGAAGUCAUUCGUUUGACAGCUCUCUUCGUAGCGAAGAACGGCCGCCAGUUCAUGACCCAACUCGCCCAGCGCGAGGCUGGAAACCCGCAAUUCCAAUUCCUCAUUCCCAACCAUACGUUCCACAACUUCUUCCAACAUCAAGUUGACCAGUACACUGCUUUGUUGAGGGCCAGUGGUUUGAGUGGCGAAGGCGGAAGGCUGGAACAAGAGCGCAUCGCCCAUCUCCGGCAAAACGUCGACGACAAAUAUCAUGUCCUGAGUCGCGCGAAGCAACGUGCCGAGUAUUCGAAAUUUCAGGAAACUGAGAAGCAAAAGAAGGAGGAAGAGGACGAGAAGAAGCGAGCUGAAUUCGCCCGAAUCGAUUGGAAUGACUUUGUUGUCGUGGAGACCAUCGUCUUCACCGAUGCCGACGACCAUGCAAACCUGCCGCCCCCAACGAACCUUUCUGAUUUGCAGUACGCGUCGCUUGAAGAGAGAAACAAAGCGUCUAUCAGUUCCAACCUCCGUAUCGAGGAAGCUUUCCCAGGCGAAGAAGAUGCGACAUACAAUGCCUACCCCCAGGCCUCUCACACGCUGCCAGUUCACACAGGCUACGCGCCUCAACAGCAGUACCAGACACAGCCCCCGCCGAUGCCUCAACAAUACCAAAAUGGACCACCACGGCGAUCGGCAGAGGAGGAAGAAGAGGAAAGGAGGAUACAAGAGAGAUCUGAGGCGCGUGCCAGAGAACAGCAGGCUCGUGCGGAGGCUCGCGGUGGCAACGCGCCGAUGAAGAUCAAGGAGAACUACGUCCCCAGAGCACUGCAACGCAAUGCAAACAAGCAAAGCGUGCAGACGGCAUUAUGCCCAAACUGCAAACAGCAGAUUCCCAUGAAUGAGCUCGACGAGCAUAUGCGAAUCGAGCUUCUUGACCCCCAGUGGAAAGACCAAAGAGCUAAAGCUGAAGCGCGAUAUGCUACAACGAAUUUGUCCACGGCGGAUGUAGCCAACAACUUGAAACGUCUGGCAAGUCAGAGAAGUGACGUUUUCGAUGGGGUCACUGGCCAGCCCAUGUCGGAAGAGGAACUCGCUCGGAGGAAGAAGGCUGCAAUUCACAGUUUCGACGGAAAUCCCGACGGCAAGAGCCAGGCGCAUAUUAACCAUCUGCACAGCCUAAACGUUGAGGAGCAGAUUCGUGCCAUUCACCAACGGUUCGCAGACAAGAAGUAA
This is a messenger RNA of Colletotrichum chrysophilum, 1596 nucleotides long. RefSeq lists its product as uncharacterized. The transcript has 2 exons. Gene Ontology annotation, biological process: regulation of alternative mRNA splicing, via spliceosome; mRNA cis splicing, via spliceosome. Gene Ontology annotation, cellular component: U2-type prespliceosome; U2 snRNP; catalytic step 2 spliceosome. Lineage: Eukaryota; Fungi; Ascomycota; Sordariomycetes; Glomerellales; Glomerellaceae. The coding region runs from base 1 to 1596 and encodes 531 amino acids. The record is from RefSeq and is a predicted model, not a curated record. Gene Ontology annotation, molecular function: RNA binding.